CUCAACCAACAACAGGAACACAAUUUUUGAAUAUUUCAAAAUUAUCAGUGAAAAUCUCGGCCUUCAAACUCAAACAUUGAGCAAAGUACAACGUCCGUCGCCCCCUUGGCUGUGGUCUCCGAAUAUCAACACUCAACUCACCAACUACUGCAAACACUCCACUGACAGCACUAUCAUCCGCAAUCUCUUCUCGGAAAUAAUGUCCCAACAAUACUCCAGCAGUACACACAUAUACACUGAUGCAUUCAAAAAUUCUAAUGGAUUGGGCUUUGCAACAAUCAUAGGUCAUGAAAAUCAUAAAUUCUCACUUCCUCCUAGCACCAAUAUCUACACAGCUGAAACUUAUGCCAUCUUUGAAGCACUGAAAAUCGCCUCCACCUCAAAUUCAGAUUCUUUCACCAUCAUAGGCGACUCUUUGAGUGCUUUAAUAUCUAUCUCAAAUCCAUACUCCAAGAAUGAACUAGUACAACACAUCCAAAAACUGAUAUCUAUCUCUAACAAAACUUUUUCUUUCAUGUGGGUCCCCUCUCACGUCGGCAUUUCUGGCAAUGAAAGAGCGGAUAAAUCCGCAAAUGAAGCCACACUUCCUCAUAAUGCCUUAAAAAUAAACCUAACUUCAUCCUCAGAGUUGCUCGACAUCAUUAACACCAAAAUCUCCGACACAUGGCAAACAAAAUGGACCAGCGUCCCUCUUUCAAAUAAACUGAGAAAUAUCAAGCCUUCUUUAAAAAAAUGGAAUUUUCCCUGUAACCUCAAAAGAAGGGAUGAGGUCAUUAUAACCCAUGCCAGAAUAGGCCACACUCAUCUCACCCACUCAUUCCUCAUCACCAAGGAACCCGCUCCAAUAUGUGAUGCAUGCAACGUGGACCUGUCAAUCGAACACAUUGUCACCAGUUAUUUUAUACAUUUAAACAAUAAGUUGUAA
Molecule: messenger RNA, 925 nt
Organism: Aphis gossypii (cotton aphid)
Lineage: Eukaryota; Metazoa; Arthropoda; Insecta; Hemiptera; Aphididae
Exons: 1
Coding region: 200-925 (241 amino acids)
Molecular function (GO): nucleic acid binding; RNA-DNA hybrid ribonuclease activity
Source: RefSeq, a predicted model, not a curated record